GUUUCUUUGUCUUCGAUUUGGUUUUUGUUCUGUGCCAUUCAUUCUGCCUUGUGGCAAUGCCAUAAACACAAAAGGUUUGGUUGGUUUGGUUCGAUGCUUCCAGAGCAGGCACUCAUAGCUCCCGUACCAUUAGGCCAGUGAUAGUCUCAUCAUGUUGGCGUUGCGAAGUAGACAUGUCAGGAAACGGGUGACCCGUCAGCUUGGGUCGUCACUCGAACAUGCACUACUUUAUCAUCCUCAGCUUUGUACCGCAGAAAUGAAAGCCAGGCAUUGUUCUUCAAGGGGUAUGUGGGACCGCCGAAUGGAUGCUAAUAAGAAGCAUUGGAAUACUGAUGUCUCAUCAUCACUGAUCAAUAGCAAUGGUGUCGGCAGAGGUCGGUGCCAUCUGAGUACACUAUUUAGCAUCACCGAAGAAUCCGACCAUGACGAAGAAGAAGAAGUGCUGAAGGCAAAAUCGGGCAAUGUUUCUAGAUCUAUAGAUACCACAACUACUCGUACCCCAGAAUCAGAACCACCACGGAACGUCCACCAAAAACCAAAACUAAAAAAGAAGAAACCAAACCAAUCCUCAGUCCGAGAAAUGCUGCAACAAGGAAGCGACUCGCAUAGAAAAAGAAAUGGGAAAACAAAUAACCGAAACAAUAAGCCGAGCAAUGGGCCAUGGUUGCGAGGGCAAGGAAGUAAUGCCCAAUCUUCCCCUGAAACACCGAUGGAUUAUUUGGUCGUUUUGGAGGCAUAUCGAGAGAAAGCGAAACAAGAUGGUGGAUUUGCAGUUGCUCACCAAGCAGAAGUGCUACUGGAAACCAUGGAAUCGAAACAACUUAUUGCAGCACCACCCACACUGAAAUGUUAUGAAACAGUCUUACAAGCCUACAUGAGCUGCAAAGGAGGAACAGAUGCUGCUGAAAGAGCCGAAAUUGUCCUUUUUCAUCUGCUCAACAACCGUUCCAACGAAACAGCAACAGUACCCAAACCAACAACUCACACUUGCAACCUGGUCAUUGAAACAUGGGCAAACAGUAGUGGCAGCACAGAUGCUACUGAUCGAAUUUCCAACUUAAAAGGCGCCAUGUUGCAAGCUGGUAUCCCUGUAAAUGCCACCACUGUUCAACUCGAAAUGAAAGCUUGGUCCCACAGUGGUCAUCCAAUGGCACCCGAGAAGAUUUUGAAGGUGCUGUUGCAGAUUGCAUCUGCAUGGCAGCAAAACAACAACAACAAGUCUGACGCCAAUACUAUGGCUCCCAAUUUGAGCAUGUUUCACACGGCCAUGACAGCCUUGGCAAAGAGUGCGACACACCACAAUCAGCGCAGCGCUUCCAACGUGGCGGUGCAAAUUGACACCUUGUUGCAGACCAUCCUAGAGAAGCAGACUCUUUGGAACCUGCAACCCACUUUGCGAACAUUUAUGAUCGCCUUGGGAGCCUGGGAACGGGCGGAACGAGUAGAGAGAACCGGGGUGGCAGCCCAAAGGGCGGAAGAUAUUCUGGACUUGAUGAUGAUGAGUCCAAGACAUCGAGAUUCCAAUGGCGCGGAUCCGCUGGCCACAAUCUGCUUCACGACCGUCAUGGUGGCGUGGAGUCACGCCGGCAAACCACGGAGAGCUGAGUCUAUCUACCGACGCUUGAUUGACUUGUACAAUAAUUCAGAAGAGCGCCAGAAUCGGAGGCUCUUGCCCACUACGGUGUCCGCCAACACUGUGCUCAAUGGAUGGGCCAAGCAGGGACAGCCAGAUCGCGCACUGAAAUUUAUGGAAACUAUGCAACAAGUCGCCAUCGACACCUUCCCAAGGCAUCCUGAAUGUCAGCUCGAUAUCACGAGCUUCAACAUACUGUUGAAUGCUUUGGGCAAACAAGGGAGGGUGGAGGAUGCAAUGGAGUUGCUGCAAUGGUUAGAAAAACGUGAGCACAAUGCUCCUCUGCAGGGCAACAAGUAUGAUUCGUUGUUCCAACAAGAUGCCAUUCAAGGAUUGAGCAAACCCAAUAAGGUAUCUUAUUGCAGCGUCCUUGUGGCCCUUGGUAGGAGACCAGAUUUGGUGGACAAAGCUGAAUCCAUGAUUGCACAAAUGAGAAAAGAGGGCAUUGAACCAACAGCAUUUGCCUUGACCUCCGUGAUCCACGCCUACGCACUGGCCAAUGAUCCCAGAAAAGUGCACAAAGCUCAUGGUUUGUUUCAGCAAAUGCUGCAAAAGCAAACCCUAGAUGCUGCCUGCUGUACCGCCUUUCUGCAGGUGUGCUCACGCGCAUUGCCGGAGGAGCACAAUCUAGCUUUGGACCUGGCAGUGUCUGUUUACGAGUCUCUAGAGCCACGAGAGCGGAAUGAUGCUUUCUACCUUGGAAUGACAAGGUUGAUUCGUCAUCUUGUAGCUUGGGAGAGUGUGAAGGAUACCGAAAGAUGGUCGACACCGGAAGAGGUGAAAGCUGAACGCCAAAACAUGCUGCAGCGAAUAGCAAGAGACUGUUGUGAUAGUGGGCAUUUGGCUCAAAAUGUCCUUGUUGAGUUUCGAAAAGAAGGAGGUCUGAUAGCGGAGUCACUUCGGAGUGACUGCUUGCUGCCAAAUUGGAGCCACAAUGUUCCAAAGCAACCAAACCCACCGCACAGAGCCAAACCGGAAAACAAAGCGCUGUAGCAGCAACAUGUAACACCAUGGAUUGCAUUAUCAUCAGUUCCAUCCGAGCCUUCUGGCUCAUUGCACACUAGCUAGGCUAGGGAUAUUUUUAAGUUAGCUGUUGUAGUCACCACCUAGCUUUGAAGCAGCUGGCUCGUCCAUGAUCCAAGUUGCCACGGGCCUUAGACCGACAGCCGGAAAGGUCUGGAUUGUUUCUGUAGGAUCAGCAAUGGCACGGCGCAUCCCUUCCGAUUUUCCCUGGGGAUAUUUGUCGCUUACUCCACACGCUGCCACCACAACCUUUUUAGCUGCCGCCAUGACGGGCAGGGUAAGAGUAAUGGAGGGUGGGCUCUUCAUGGCCACUGGCAAAACCCACGGUCCGUCACUUCCAACCAAGACUUCGUCGCGAUUGGGAUAGAGGCUGCCAACAUGACCGUCAUCCCCAACUCCAAUCAAUGCCAAAUCGAAAACGGGCAAUCCAGUAGAGGCAUCCCUUGGCAGCUGCGCUUCGCUCAAUGCCUUGAGUUUGGCUUCGUAACUUGCUGCUUCGGCAUCCCCGUCAUCUGUGCCUGCCAUGACAAUAGCAUUGACUCCAAACCAUUUGUUCAUGAACAAAUUGCACGCUUUGGCGUGAGUGGCCAGGUCAGCAUCGUCCAUGGCGACACACUUGUGAUUGACAUAGGCCAGAGUGGUCCUGGAAGUCCAACCGAUUCCCUGCAGGAUAUCGUCUCCCACCAACAUUUUCAGAAUGGAUCCACCGGGAAUGGCCAAAGCGAAAUAUCCUCGGGCAGCAAUUGCUUCAUCGGCGGCUUCUUUGACGAGAUUUCUCACAGUAUCGCCAACCGCUUGAGCGUCUUUCAACACAAUGACUUGAUCCACGGGGGUUGGAGCUGCUGCUUCGAGGGUGGCCAUCAGCGGCAAUGAUCGAGCCGCUACUGGAAGGGUAUUGGGAACCAAAAAGGCCGUCGCAACCUGCAGUGGCAGCAGCAAGGCGAUAACAGAACGCGAAGAGCGCAUCUUGUUC
Molecule: messenger RNA, 3629 nt
Organism: Seminavis robusta
Lineage: Eukaryota; Bacillariophyta; Bacillariophyceae; Naviculales; Naviculaceae
Source: the annotation of a GenBank genome assembly